Messenger RNA from Serinus canaria (Common canary), 1457 nucleotides. Its product is annotated as guanylin-like. Lineage: Eukaryota; Metazoa; Chordata; Aves; Passeriformes; Fringillidae. The record is from RefSeq and is a predicted model, not a curated record. The coding region runs from base 104 to 433 and encodes 109 amino acids. Gene Ontology annotation, molecular function: guanylate cyclase activator activity. Gene Ontology annotation, cellular component: extracellular region. The transcript has 3 exons.
GCUCAGGGGAAGAGGGAAAGUCUGAGAGACACAAAAAAGGCCAAAGAAAGGCAGAGGAAAUAAAAUCUGUCCAGUUCAGGGGAGGCUUGGCUUUGCAGGCACCAUGAAAAGCUUUCUUUCCUGGGCAGUCCUGGCAGUCCUUGUCCUGGUGCACCUCUCCCAGGCAGUCUAUGUUCAGGAUGGAGACUUGAAAUUCCCCCUGGAGUCCGUGAAGAAGCUGAAGGAGCUCAUGGAUGGCAACAGACACCUCAACCCUCGCAUGAUGGUGCCCAUGGCCAGCUAUUCCCCCUGCCAGGAAAAACACCUCCCCGAGGAGUUCAGGCCUGUGUGCAAGAGGGAAGAUGCACCCAUGAUUUUCAGGAGGCUGAGCCUGGCUGCUGAGGACGACCUGUGUGAGAUCUGUGCCAAUGCUGCCUGUGCUGGCUGCUUCUGAGGAGGUGGGAAAACCCACAAAAGACAUGUCCAGCUGGGAAGUUUGUGCAUUCCUGUGGCAAGAUCAUGUGCUUUCACCAAUCAGAUUCCUGGGCUUCAUCUCCCACUGCAGCUGCCAGCUCUUGGGGACAUUCCUGCAGUCCUGCAGCACCUGGAUUCAGCAGAAUCUGGAUUGCAGAUCUGCCAGCAAGGAGGCUGGGACUCCUCUGAGAGGUCCCAGUGCUGCAGGAGUUGGGUGACCCUGGAAUGGAAAUGCCCUGGGUGUCAUUUCCCACUGUUUUGCCUGGGUUUGAACACACUGGGUGGAACUCAGCAUCCCCUGCAGCCUUUCUAAUGGCUAAUAUUUAGUGUCCAAUAAGUAGUAUCUAAUCAUUAAUGUCAUUAAUGUCACAAUGGCUGUGAUUUGGCCUCCCCUACACACAGCAUCACUGGGUUACCCCCUUUCUCAGCCCUCCUUCCCAGUGGGUGGGAUCCCUUUCCCUCCCACCUGUCUGCAGGUGACACCUCUGGGUUUGCAGCAGAACUGCAAGAGGUAACUGGAGCUGAGCUCCUGGCUCCAGGAGUGCCAGGUGUGUUCUGGCUGCCAGAAAUCAGCUGCUGCUUGUCCUGAUUGCUGUUGAUUUGGGGAAUGGGUGUCGAGGAGCACAGGAACACUUCUUCUCUGGCUGGGUAUCAAGGUUCUUUAAACUCUCUUGGAGAGAAAGGAAUUCCAAAGUGCAGUGCCUGAAUCACACGGAAAUGAAAGCAUUGUUGUUUAUUUAUUGGCGGCAAGAUUGUGAGGAAAUCAUCUGUCCAUGUUUAUAUGCUGUACAGGCAAUAAAAAACUAGUAAUAAUUUGGAAUUUUUUUUUGUUUAUUUGUUUGUUUUGUUUGUUAUUGCUGGGUUUUGGGGUGGAUUUUGUUUUACAAGACUCUUUCUGCCUCCUUGCUUUUUCCCCAUAAGGCAUUUCAUGUCUGUGGCUUUCCUGAAUAAAAUAUAUCUUUUAACAAUUUUAUUUUAACAAUAAAAUAUAUCUUUUAACAAUG